CACUCCUGUCGCAUUGAAGGAGUGCUUCAUCCCGCUGAACCCCGUGAGGUUCAGCAUUUCCAUGUUGGCUGUCAUGGAUGCUGUUGUCCCUUCCCAUCUUCCUACCCCUGAGUGCACCGCUGUUCCACAUGACAAAACGAAACCUGUCGUGGAACGUAGGCGGAAAGCUGUUGCCUGCAAGAGGAGACCUGCAAAGCGCCAGGUUGAGGCAACACCCAGUGUUGUGGAGGUGUGUCCCCGUCCCACACCUGCCAGUCCUGUGAAAGUGGUUGCUGCUGCAGAGGCUCAGGUGACACCAUGCGUGGUGGACACAUCCCCAGAGCCUUCACCUGCCACGGCUGUGGAAGUGGUUGCUGCUGCGCAGGAGGAGGAGGCCCCGGUGACACCAGGCGUGGUGGAUGCCUUCCCAGACCCAUCACCUGCCACAGCUGACGAGGAGGAAGUCAGCACACCAAGAUCUGUCAAAGAUGAGUAUGAUGCUAACCCAAUUUCUUGCAGGUGUUUAGAAAACGAGCCAAUAGCACCAGUAGUUUCCGGUAAACUCAGAGCAGCACCAUUAACUCAGGAUGUAAAUGUAUCAAUAGCGGGUAGUGUUGUAGCUGCGAUAAAACAUGCAAUUGCUCCGGUUUGUACAUGGCGAGGGAAAGAUAUUGAUGAUAUCUGUGCAGAAGGCAGCAAGUUGGCCAGUUUAGUUGCUGAAGGAAGCCAGGACAGUGUUGAGAUUAAACUGUGUAAAUUGAUUGAACAGGGUAGUUUGUUUGGCAGGAAGUGGAAGGUAGACGUUGCCUCGCCAGUGUACGGAGAUUUUGGGUUUUUGGAUGACAACAGUGUGAUGUAUGAACAGCUACAGGAAACUUUGCUGAGUGAUGGAAUGUGUUUGUUGAACCUCCAAGGUUCAGUCAGUGCAAUUAUUCAUCACAAUAAGUACUUUGUGGUAGUUGAUUCUGGGACUCGUGAUGCAUCUGGGCUGGCAUCUAGUUUUGGCAGAUCUGUAGCUGUUUUCAACACAUCCGUGCGUGACCUGAUGUAUCAUAUCAGACAUCUUAAGAGGUCUUUGGGUGCCCACAGUGCUCUGGCUCAUCAACGUCUACGUCAGGGACGCCUUGACGAGGCUCGACGAGACGAGAGCCAGAGUCACUUCCAUCUUUGGUGAUCUUUUGAAGAUGGACUCCACCAAGAAGAUCACCAAAAAGCUUGCGGGCGGUGCUGCCGGGACGGCCGCCUGGGUCACCAACGUCGGCAAUGAGUACGGGCAGGUGCUCAUGUCUGUCCUCACCGCAGCUGAGGGGGGCGGACUUGUCGACAUGGCGGCCGGACUGAUGCGGCGGUACCGCGAAGCCAGGAAGGCCCCUCCAAGGGUCCUGU
Molecule: messenger RNA, 1365 nt
Organism: Dicentrarchus labrax (European seabass)
Lineage: Eukaryota; Metazoa; Chordata; Actinopteri; Moronidae
Exons: 6
Coding region: 62-1153 (363 amino acids)
Source: RefSeq, a predicted model, not a curated record